AUGGACAGCUACACCAACAGCAAGAUCGUCCGUGAAUUCAAAAACACUGAUGAUUUUGUCUCCGGAGUGGUGUCCCGAACGUACAGCCUGCCUUUCAAGUGGGAGGGCACCAACCACCUGGUCUACAACGGCUCUUUGUACUACAACAAAUACCAGAGCAACAUCAUCGUCAAGUACAGCUUUGAAACCGGCAGUGUUUUGGCCCAGAGAGCGCUGGAAUUUGCCGGAUUUCACAACAUGUAUGCUUACAGUUGGGGCGGCUUUUCUGAUAUCGAUAUCAUGGCGGACGAGCUUGGAAUGUGGGUUGUCUACGCGACCAAUCAGAACGCAGGGAACGUUGUCAUAUCGCAAAUCGACCCAGAUACGCUUCACGUGCUGAAGACGUGGAAUACGGAAUACUCCAAGCGUAACGCGGGCGAGUCCUUCAUGAUCUGUGGGACGUUGUACAUCACCAACUCGCACAUGUCUGGAGCCAAAGUGUACUACGCAUAUUCUACUAAAACCUCGACGUAUGAAUACAUAGACAUUCCCUUCCAUAAUCAGUACUUUCAUAUCUCCAUGCUCGACUACAACGCCCGGGAGAGAGCGCUGUACGCCUGGAACAAUGGACAUCAGGUUAUUUUCAAUGUCACCCUCUUUCACGUCAUCAAAACCGAGGACGACUCUUAG
Molecule: messenger RNA, 669 nt
Organism: Knipowitschia caucasica
Lineage: Eukaryota; Metazoa; Chordata; Actinopteri; Gobiiformes; Gobiidae
Source: the annotation of a GenBank genome assembly